Molecule: messenger RNA, 585 nt
Organism: Saccharomyces kudriavzevii IFO 1802
Lineage: Eukaryota; Fungi; Ascomycota; Saccharomycetes; Saccharomycetales; Saccharomycetaceae
Gene: MNP1
Product: mitochondrial 54S ribosomal protein bL12m
Exons: 1
Coding region: 1-585 (194 amino acids)
Biological process (GO): translation
Cellular component (GO): ribosome
Molecular function (GO): structural constituent of ribosome
Source: RefSeq, a predicted model, not a curated record
AUGUCCCUACGUAUACUAGCGAAGAGAUCCUCUUCUAUCUGGAUGAAAGCCCGCAUCACACCAGCGUUGACCAGUCCAAUCACUAUUAGUACUCGUUUCAACUCUACAACUACAACCGCGCCGCUGCCAAAAGACAAACUCGAGCCAGUUGAUCCUAAAAUCACCAAAAUUGUACAAGACAUCUCACAAUUGACUCUUUUGGAAACUUCCAGCCUGAUCAACGAAUUAAAAACCGCAUUGAACAUACCGGAAAUAUCCAUGCCUAUGGGCGGAUUCAUGGCAGGAGGUGCCGGGGCGGGUGCUGGUAAUUUAGCUGGCUCAGCCAGUGAAGCAGGUGCUGGUGAUGAAGAAGAAGCUAAGCCGGAGGCAAAGACCGUAUUUACUGUGAAGUUGGAUUCAUUUGAUGCCAAGACCAAGGCUAAAGUCAUCAAGGAAGUCAAGGGGUUAUUGGGCCUCUCAUUAGUCGAAGCUAAGAAGUUCGUUGAAGCUGCCCCAAAGGUAUUGAAGGAAAAUGUAGCCAAGGACGAUGCUGAUAAGAUCAAGAAGACCUUGGAGGAUCUAGGAGCUAAGGUCAGUUUGGAAUAA